UGAACUGUCAUGCAAAGGGAAUCCAUUUUUUCGCUUGCUGUCAAACGAAAGCCAAACAAGAGAGGGAAGAAGAAGCGAACGCAAACUCUUCCAAAACCAAAAAUCUGCAAACAAUUUGGUGUGUAGCGAAAACAAAAGGAGAGGGAGCGAGUUUGGUUUUUCUGAUCGAAACAUCUGCCCAGCAUAUGUAAAACGAACAAGUAUUAAUCGCGAGUGUGUUUGUGCAAAACGCCGUACGCCAUAUCGAAUCUCCGAACAACCGAAUCUUCCACAAAAUCUCACAAGCGCAUUUCGAGAUGGCCAUCAAAGGGUGUUGCUCGGUGGUCAAGUACCUGGUGGUGCUGGUUAAUUUGCUGUUUUGGGUCGCAGGGUUUUUGAUCGUUUCGUUAGCCAUCUGGAUGCUGUCGGACCCAACCUUCCUGAUAUCGAUGACCCAAUCCGAACAGAACUACACGAUCGGUUUGUACAUCUUUCUCGCUGUCGGCAUACUGAUGCUCGUUGUCGCCUUCCUCGGGUGCUGUGGUGCAUUUAAGGAAUCGCAAUGGAUGCUAACCUUGUUCUUCUGCUGCCUGUUGAUGGUGCUUGUUGCUGAGCUGGCUGCCGGUGCUUGGGCAUUCCAAAACUCGGACAAACUGGUCAAUGUGGUCCGGUCGGCGGUGAAGGAUGUGGUGCAGACCAAGUAUGGUGUUAUACCGACCCGUACGGCCACGAUGGAUGCUUUCCAGAAGCAUUACAAAUGCUGCGGUGCGGAAGGAUGGAACGAUUGGCAAUCGAGUGCCUUCAACAAUGCGGACCGGUCAGCGCUGAGCAUCGAAAUCUCCACCAAACCUGCCAGCUACAAGGUGCCGGAAACCUGCUGCGUAUCCAACAUAACGCCGGAACAGUGCAAAAAGGCGACGCACAUGGAGCAUCUUGUAUCGAGCCUAGCGCGACCGGAUCUUUUCGAGGAUGGAUGCAUGGAAAAGUUGGUCGAGGCAGUGGAGGACAACAUGAAGCUGAUCUGCUACAUCGGUGCUGCCAUCGUAGGUAUCGAGCUGCUGACACUGAUACUUGCUCUUCUGCUGCGCUGCGCUAUCCGCCGGAAAGAUAACUACAAGCACUAAAGCACUAAAUAUUAGAAGAAGUGCACACACACACACACAAACACGGGUGCGAUUGCGCGAACGUCGAUCUGCAAACAAACAAACAAAACAAUCAAAUGUGCUUCUUAGUCCCCGGUUUGCGCAUACAUCGUAUUUAUAUAUGUAUUCAUAUACUUUUUUUUUACUUAACUAAAUCCUCCAACUAGAACGUAGAUCUAAUAACAAAUGGCCAUGACAAAGCUUUUAUUUUGUUUUUUUUGUUUAGUUUAUUAUUAUAAUGAAUACGGAAACAAAUACUAAAACUCAUUAGCUUAUCUCUCGAUAUCUGAUAAUGAAUACAUAACACAAAAGGCAACUUAUUAAAUGUAUUUUUUAUAACAUGAAAUAUGAAAUAUUCAUAUACAUCUUUUUUAGCACUUAACGAACUCCCCCGACUUAGAACAUAGAUCUGAUAACAAAUGGCCAUGACAAAGCUUUUAUUUAAUUUUAUUUCCGUAAUGAAUACGAACUUAUACUAAAACACUCGUGUUAGUUUAUCUUUCGAUUUUCUAAUAAUUAAUGCAUAACAAAACACAAAACAAAACUUCUUAUUAAAUGUAAUUUUCUUCUUUUUUUGACAUGAAAACAAAAAUUGCGCGCACAAAACCCCGCUGCGUUGAGAUUAACACGGUGUGUCCUCCCCCAAAGCCAAAUAUAUGCAUCUAUAUAUAUGCAUACAUAUAUAUUUUGAUGUUCUAUGAAACAAAAAAAAACAAAAAAAAAUGCGAACAAACAAUGAAAUAUAUAUAUGAAAUUUAUAUAAUCUACGAAAACAAAAAAAAAGAAAGAGAGAAAGGGUUCUUCGAUCCUUAGUAAGCACGACCGUCAGUGCAGGUAAUACAAAACAAAACUUAUGGAAUAUAAAUAUAUAUAUUAUAUAACUUUUUUUUGUCACUGCUCGCCGAGUCCGUAGCCUAGUUACCGUUGUACUUUAACGAAAAAAAAAAAACAAAUGAAAACAAACCGCAAACAAUGGCCAACUCAAUACACUCUUUUGAGUGCGCGAGAUAUCCAUACAUACACGCGAAACAAAUGGAAUGAAAGUCACACAUACAUGCAACAAGCAAACAAAAAAAUCGUACAUACAGCACAAUUCUUCGUACAAAGCCAAGAACAUAGGAUGAAAAAAAAACGAAAAAAUUACAAAUCAGGUUGUUUGAUAUCGAAAUAUGGUCUAACGUCUAGAAAUUGAUUGUGUUCUCUAAAGUUUAAGGAGCAAUAAAGUUUUAUUUUAUACUCAUUUCAA
Molecule: messenger RNA, 2367 nt
Organism: Anopheles stephensi (Asian malaria mosquito)
Lineage: Eukaryota; Metazoa; Arthropoda; Insecta; Diptera; Culicidae
Product: CD81 protein-like
Exons: 5
Coding region: 297-1103 (268 amino acids)
Cellular component (GO): membrane
Source: RefSeq, a predicted model, not a curated record